GGCAUUAACAUUGGAAAUCCAUAAUUAUUCAAAAUGAAAUUGACUAUUUUUUCCGUUUGCUCAUUGAUACUUCUUCAAAGUUUUGUAAGUCCUUUCGGUAUCCAAUCAAUUAUAAACUUUAUAUCAGGAUCAAAAGAUAUUCUUUUUGGAGUUGUACAAAAUGCUGGAAGUUUCCUUCCAACGCCUUCUGAAAUUUUUGGAAAUACAAAGAAUCUUAUUGCUGGACUACCAUUUGAAUAUGUAUCUUCAUCGAUCAAUUCAGUUUGUUCAACGUUGAUGUCUUCAAACUCUGUUAUAUCAAAGAUUACGCCAGAAGUUGAUUCAAUGUAUUUCCAAUUGAUGACUGCAUGCAGUAAGUACAGCAUCCCGCUUCUUGAACCUGAAGGUCUUUUGAAACUCAAGGCUUUCAAUGUUACAAAAAAGACUGUAAUCCUGGUUACUGGAUGGAGGACGACAGUUUCUAACUCACAAACAAUAGAAGAACUAUCGAAGGCUUACAACUGUAGGGGAGAUGUAAACUUUUUGGCACUUGAUGCAGCAUCUUACGUGGAUACUCUUUUUUCUUGGGCGGCUCUAAACACAGCGGAAAUUGGUGAACACAUGGGUGAAAAUUUAGUCAGACUGGCUAAAUUAGUUCCUCUGGAAAAUAUUCAUUUAAUAGGACAUAGCUUAGGUGCUCAUAUUUGUGGUGUUGCUGGUCGUACUUUCAACAAGCUAACCUCGAAAUUAAUACCGCGCAUUACUGCUUUGGACCCAGCAAAGCCGUGUUUCAAUGAAGGCGAGAGCCUUUCUGGUCUCAUGCGAGGCGAUGCUGAAUUCAUCGAUGUCAUUCAUACGAAUGCCGGAGUGCUGGGAAAAAAAGAUGCAACCGGUGAUGUGGACUUUUACCCCGAUGGAAUGGUAUCUUUGCCAACAGGGUGCUUAAGCGUUGUUUGUGCUCACGACAGAGCUUGGAUGUACUACGUUGAAACUGUUUAUCCCGGAAAUGAAUACAAUUUUAUGGCAAAACGCUGCACAUCGAUGAAAAGACUGAGGCGGAAUAAAUGUGGAGAUGAAGCAGAACCAAUGGGAUAUGCUGCAACAAGUAAUCUAAAGGGUACUUACAUUUUAGAAGUUAAAGGCAAAUCACCAUUUGGUAUGAAUGGUAACGAAACGCUAGAGGAUCAACAUGUUUGGUGUGGAACUUGUUUAUACGCUGGAAUUGUUUAAUAUUUGUUUAAACUAGAUUUAAAAUAAG
Messenger RNA from Eupeodes corollae, 1237 nucleotides. RefSeq names its product vitellogenin-1-like. NCBI's taxonomy places the organism in Eukaryota, Metazoa, Arthropoda, Insecta, Diptera, Syrphidae. The coding region runs from base 34 to 1209 and encodes 391 amino acids. The record is from RefSeq and is a predicted model, not a curated record. Gene Ontology annotation, molecular function: lipase activity. The transcript is spliced from 4 exons.